CGUGAGGGGAGAAGUGCUGGGCCGCGUCCAGCUGUCCUGCUUUUCUCAAGGGAAGUGGUGAGAUUCUGUUAGUUCUUUAUUUUGUUAGUUACUGGGUUUUUUCGAUUGUGCAUACCUGUUUUGGUUUUGUCCAUUUUUGUCCCUUUAUGUCCUUUUUCCCCCUUCCUUUCCCUUCUUUCCCUUUUGGGAGCGAUUUGGGGUUCCUGUGUUCAUAUGUACAUAGCACCUUAAUUGUAUAUCUGUAAUAUAUGUAAAAUAUAUAUAUUUUUUGUAUAGCUCUUGCUAUUCCAUUUUUUUUAUUCUCUCUCUUCUGGGAGCUUUUCUUCUGUAGUCUGUGGGGUUUGGCGGGAAGCCAGCUACAGCCAGCUACACAUGGAGAAAGUCAUGGUAGCUUCAUGUGAAGUCAACAAGACCAGGCCAGCUUAAGUUUGUACCAGAUGGGGCUCUAGCACUCUGAUAUUCCUGUCACCAUUGGAAUUGAAGUUCCUGGAAUGAACUUUUGUCUGCACCUUGCUGAUUAAAAUUCAGCUUUACACAGCUCCUGCACUUCUUGCUGAAUGAGUUACUGGCAUGGAAUCUGCUGUCAGCAAGGACUUUAAGCUGAGUAAAACCACUUCAAACAGAGCAGAUCACAGAGACUGUCAAAUAAUAUCUGAUGACAUUAUGAUAAUUAACAUAAAAUAGUUCUGCAAUAACCCACAAUGAAAACCACAGGCAGAACCUAGAUCUGUGCUCUCGGAACUGAGAAGACAGGGAAAGUUCAGUCUCCAGCAAGGCUGUGAUGGUUCUGCAUAGCACCUUAAACAAACAGUGCUUGACUUUACUGCUGUGUGGAAAUGGGAACUUACUGAAAAUGUAUCCUUAGUUGCACUUUGUUGACAAUGUCUUCAUCCUCAACUACGUCUCAGGCUUCAGUUUUAUUUCCACUUUUUCUCCUUUCCAUCAAAUGCACACCACACUUCUAAUUGAUGCAGCCAGCAAAACCAGACAAGUUUCACUCCUCUACAUGCAUUAUUUCUCCAUCUGGGUCAUCCUCUGUCCCACUCUGGUCUUUCUCAGGACCAGUCAUGGAAGUCUGGUAAAGUUCCCGCUGACUGAAAAGGGGAAACAAAACCCCCACUUUUAAAAAGGGAAAUAAAGAAGACCUGGGGAACUACACACUGGUCAUUCUCACCUCUGUGCCCGGCGAGAUCAUGGAGCAGAUCCCCCGGACGUUACGCCAAGGCAAAUGGAAAAUAAAAAGGUGAUUUUUGACAUCCAACAUGGCUUCACUACGGGCAAAUAGUGCCUGACAAAUUUGGUGGCCUUCUACAACAAGGUUACAGCAAUGGUGGCUGAGGAAAGAGCAACUGAUGUCAUCUACCUGGACUUGUACAUAGCACAGGACACUGUCUCACACAACAUCCUUGUCUGUAAACUGGAGAGGCACAGACUACGUGGUGGAUAAGGAUUUGGCUGGAUGGUCACACUCAAACAGUUGUGGUCAAUGGCUCCAUGUCCAUGUGGAGGGCAGUAAUGAGUGGUGUUCGUCCGGGGGUUGAUAUUGGGAUUGGUGCUGUUCAACAUCUUUGUUGGCGACAUGGACAGAGGGACUGAGUGCACCCACAGCAAGUUUACCAACAACACCAACCUGUGUGGUGUGUUCAACAUGCUGGAGGGAAGGGAUGCCAUCCAGAGGGACCUUGACAGGCUUGGGAGCUGGGCCUGUACAAACCUCAUGAAGUUCAACAAGGCCAAGUGAAUGGUCCCACACCUGGGUCAGGGCAAGCAGCCCUGAGGAGAAAGACUUGGAGGUGUUGGUGAGUGAGAAGCUCAACAUGACCCAUCAGUGUGCACUCACAGCCUAGAAAGCCAAACACAUCCUGGGCCGCAUCAAAAGCAGUGUGGCCAGCAGGUCAAGGGAGGUAAUUCUCCCCCUCUGCUCUGCUCUGGUGAGACCCCACAAGGAGUACUGCAUCCAGUUCUGGUGUCCCCAACAUAAGAAAGACAUGGACUUGCUGGAGCGAGUCCAGAGGAUGUUCAUAAAGAUGAUCAGAGAUAUAGAGCCCCUGUACUAUAAAGACAGGCUGAGAGAGUUGGGGUUAUUCAGCCUAGAAAAGAGAAGGCUCUGGGGAGUUCUUAUAGCAGCCUUCCGGUAUCUAAAGAGGGCCUACAAGAGAGAUGGAGAGGGAGCUUGCAAGGGAAUGUAGUGGUAGGACAAGAGGGAACAGCUUUAAAUUGAAAGAGGGUAUUUAUUUAGAUUAGAUAUAAGAAAGAAAUUAUUUACUGUGAGAGUGGUGAGACACUGGAACAGAUUUUGCCCAGAGAAGUUGUGGGUGCCUCAUCCCUGGCUGUAUUCAAAGGGAUGGGGCCCUGAGCAACCUGCUCUUGGGGAAGGUGUCCCUGCGUGUGGCAGGAGGGUUGGAAGAGAUGAUCUUGAAGGUCCCUUCCAACCCAAACCAUUCUAGGAUCCUGUGAAUUCUAUGUCAUGGGAUCCUGGCUCUCAUUGUGCAAGUUAGGGAACAGGCUCCUGUGACUAAGAAAUAAAGUGCUCGUCACUUCUUGUGGUAAACUUAUGUUUCCUGUCAUGUCCUGCCGCAGACUUCUGUGACACUUCCCAAGUUUUGCUGCCUUCAACCAGAAGUUGCUCCCAAAGAGUCUUAAUGGCAUCUUAAAUAAUAUUUUCUUACCAAAAGAAUCCAUCUGUCUAACUUCUGGUUCUGAAUGAAUUUCCUGUAGCAAAGAUCUUUCAUGAUGACAAUUUAAAGUAGGACUUUUCUUGUUUAAAAGAGAGUUUGUUCUCUUCCAAAAUCUCCUCUAUCCCAUUGAAUAUUUUAAAUUUUUAUAUUUAUGCAGCAAUCUUGUACCCAAUACACUACAUCUGCACAUUUAUACCACCUUAGUUUCCUCUUGUCUUUGCAUCAAAUUUGAGCACCAUUUCUUUUACCUUGGAGGCCUGAUACUGAUUACAUGUUCUCUCUCCAGCCUUGUAUCUAUCUUAAUCUCUACUUACAAAAAGACCUCUUCUUCCUCUCCACGCCCUUGUCUAAAAUAGAGCUAUGAUAUCUAUUCACAUGCAUUACUAAUUCCAAGGUCAAUGAUAAAUACUCAGAAAACAAACCAAUGUUACUGAAAAUAGCACAUUGAAAAGCAGAGGAGUGUCAAAAUGUGAUAUUGUAUUUAAAAAAUCAAGGGGGGAAAAUAUGCAGAACACCCUCCCACAAAAAACUAUAGCAAAUGAGAUGAUCCUGGGACCAAGAUGAUCCAGCUAAAUUUGUGUCUUACAUUAUUUUCUUUACAUGAUCAUUAUCACUCUUUUUUUUACUUAUUUACAUAAGACCUUAACUCACACUCCUCCAUUCCAGUGAACAUCAAUGCAGACAAUUUUGGAACACCAGUCUGAUCAAACAGAAUUACCAGAAUAUCAGACUGCUGUCAUCAAGAGAGUUCAAACAUGGUGUGCAGUCCUAAUGCCUGAGCAGUUCAUUUCCUGCCAACUUUGAUCUGUUUUCUGUAUUUACUUCUUAUGUCUCUGUCCUCAGUGGUAAUUACUCUGACUCCUAGCUUUCAAACAAGACAAAAAGCUGAAGCCUCUUUUCUCCUUGACCCACAGAACUGUACUGGGGAAGUGCUGUGGCUUAAGAAGGGAGACAGAACUCUGAAUCUGAAAUUAGUAGCUCAGUGAGGAAGUGUAGAAACAGGUACAGUAUUAUUUUAAAACAACCCUCAUGAAAGUAUUCUGAAAAAAAUCCCCAAACAAACCAAUUUUUAAGUGAAAGAUGUAGGCCACCUUCAGUUUCUGUCUCAUUUCUGUUGAAUAGAAUUUAAAAUAGACUUUUCUUUCCCCUCAAAACUCAGUUUCUGUUCUCAGGGUCUGGAUAGACUUGUUGUUCAAGAUGAGAACUGUGCUGCCAGCAGCUAAGAAAGAAAUGAUUAAAAAUGUCAAUUACAGAAAAGGUUUGAGACUGCUUUUUUUUUUUUUCUCUUGAGGAAGAUACAAGGAAGAAUUGUCUUGGAGGUAGUGCCAAAGAAGUGUCAAAGAAGUAGUAGUAGUAACAGACAUGACAAACAUGAAGAAUAAGUUUCUCUCUAGCUUCCCAAGACUAACAUUUCCUUUUUGAUAUUAAACUCAGCCUUGCAUAAUGUCCUCUGCUUUUACCCUUUCUGAACUCUGCUGCAGGGUUUAUCUUCACUUAUCAGCCUCCCGAGGAGAGCCAAUGAACGGAAGGCAGAACUGCUCAGCCUGCUUCCUCAGUGUUCACCCAGGCUCUCAGCACAGGAAGCUUAGUGCUCUGAAAAGUCAGAAGGAGGAACCUCUUCAGCUUUGAGGAGCCAGUUGAUCAGGAGCAUGCACAGCUAGAAGAGAGGAGUUGGAAAGGGAGAGAGGAAACACUUGACACCGACUGCUGAGGGUGCACUGGCAGGCAAUAAACGCUCCCCGUGACCACAGUUAGGUUGGUGUCGGGAUGGAUGGAGUGACGGAGCUGCCUAAGGCAUGAAAGCAGGAACCAACAUGAAGAUUUCUGGGAAGACUGUGUAUAUGUUUGUGCUGCUCACCAUCAUUGUUAUGAGAUCAGGAGGGAACAACGAAGUGUCAGUGACCAUAGGUGACAGCUCAGUGCUCGCCUGCCCUCUCAAGCCAAAUAUAAAUAUGCUAACAUGGAAAAUAUAUCCCAAGGCUGGAGGAUCCUGCAACUUGGGCUACAGGGCAGAUACAAACACAACAGACAGAACAAACUGCAGUGACAGCAUGAACUGGAAAUUCAGACCAGAUCUGGGUCCUGUGCUUGAGAUACAGCAAGUGGGGAUAGCCCAGGAGGGAAAUUACAUCUGUGAACUUGUAACACCAGAAGGGAAUUUCCACAGGACAUACCACCUGACUGUGCUGGUGCCCCCAAGGCUGAGCCUCUUCUGUGAUGAACACGGGAAGCCCGUGUGCGAGGCAGCGGCAGGGAAGCCGCCUGCUCGGGUCUCGUGGCUCCUUGAGAGCAACUCCUCCCUUGAGGAAGAAAGCCACGACAACGGGACAGUGACUGUUCUCAGCAGGUUGACAGCAUGUGACACCAACGUGACUGACACAACCUGUGUGGUGUUCCACCCAGCUGGGAGCUGGAGUAAGUCCAUAGCCUGUUGUCCCUCAGACAAAAAGAACUCUAUCCUGUAUGUCUCCAUUACCCUUUGUCUUCUGAGCAUUAUGACCUUCAUGGCUGUCAUUUACUACAUCAAGCUCCACAGCAAUAGACUGUGCCACAAAACCACACCUCCUGAAACUGAUCCUAUACAGAAUGACACCAUGGAAGUGGAACCUUAUACUACUUACGUGCAGAAGGAAAACAUAAUUUACAACUCAGUGUCUGAUCUGACAGUGGGGCAGAAUCUUCCACAAGAACUGUGGCCUGAAACAUGAACAAUUCAACAACACUGGAAAAGGAAAGACAUACUUUAUAAAAGACUGGUUAUAUAGAGAAACUUCUCAGAGGAUUUCUUCAGAUUUUGGGGCAGCAUAGCUCACUAGGUCUGUUCAGACACCUGUGCUUGCCGAUGAGUCUUUAUAGGUAUAUUUUUUCCCCCCUGUUUUGCUUUCUUCCUUGGGAAGGGAAACAGUGAUGUUCCUUGCAAAAAUGGACUGACCCCAUAACACGUUUUUUCCUGGAAUAGAUGCUGUGACCAGUGUUCCCUUUACUGUUCUUGCCCUGGAGGUUCUAGUUUUGUCAGUCACUUCUAAAUGUAACUUUGAUACACUUGACACUAUGAUGCACACAUUUGGGAGACCAGAGGAGUGUUAUUUCCGAACUAAAAUGAAACACUCUUCAAUCAGCAGCCACCUUUUUCUAAUUCACACUUUACUAACAUAGUGACCCAAGUACCAAUCAUCACUGAAUACCUCAAUUAGCAGAAGAUAUUGGUAGGGAAGACCCAGUUCUGAAAAUGGAAAUGAGUGAUAAAUUUAGAAGAUCAUUCACUAAGAAAGAGUCUUCAGUAACAUGAUUAAUUUACUUGUUAGUUUCAUAUUCAAUAACUCAGGAUACCAUUAUAGGAUAUAGUCCUAUAGGACUAUAGGAUACCAUUAUAGGAUAUAUGUCCAUCCAGAGGAACCUGGACAAGCUGUAGAAGUGGGCCAAUGAGAAUUUCACAAGACCAAGUGCAAGGUGCCGCAAAUGGGUUGGGGCAACCCAUGGUAUCCAUCCAGGCUAGGGGAUGAACAGAUCAAGAGCAGCCCUGCUGAGAAGGACUGGGGUGUGAUGGUGGAUGAGAGGCUGGACCUGACCCGGCAAUGUGUGCUCACAGCCCAGAAAGCCAAACGUGUCCUGGGCUGCUUCAAAAGCAACGUGACCAGCAGAUGGAAUGAGGUUCUGCCAUUCUGCUCUGCUCUGUGAGACCCUAUCUGAAGUACUGCUUCCAGCUCUGGUGUCUCCAACACAAGAAAGACGUGGACAUGUUGGAGCAGGUCCAGACGAGAGCCACAAAGGUGGUUAGAGUGAUGGAGAACCUGUCGUAUGAGGAAAGCUUGAGAGAAUUGGGAUUGUUCAGCCUGGAAAAGAGAAGGCUUAGCGGUGACCUAAUUGUGGCCUUCCAGUACCUGAAGGGAGUCCACAAGGAAAACGGGGAGGGAUUUUCUACAAGGGCAUGUAGUGACAGGACAAAGGGGAAUGCCUUCAAACUAAAAAAGACUAGGUUUAGAUUAGAUAUUAGGAGAAAAUUCUUUACUGUGAGGGUGGUGAGACACUGGAACAGGCUGCCCAGAGAAGUUGUGGAUACCCCAUCCAUGGGAGUGUUCAAGGCCAGACUGGAUGGGACUUUGAGCAACCUAAUCUAGUGGAAGGUGUCCCUGCCCUUGGCAGAGGGGUUGAAACUAGAUGAUCCUGAAGGUCUCUUCUAAUGCAAACCAUUCUAUGAUUCCAUGAUUCCAUGUUAAUUCUGUAUUUCAGAUAAUUGUUAUGAUUACUUUUUCAUAAGAUACUCCAAAGAUAUGGCAUUUCUCUCUUUCUUAAGAGUAUUAGCAUUAAGAUACUGUAAAAUAAUUAUGUUACUCAAAUCUCAUAGGCUACUUUUAUCAGAAACAAACAUAAAAUAUUUCACAAAACAAGUUAAAAUAUAUUUUCUAUGAGAGUGCAAUUAUGUACAAGAAGGAUAAAAUGCUUGCUAAUUCUAGUCAUACUUAUUUUAACUACCACAACCGAAGAUUUUUUUCGUUCUUAUGUUCUAGAUGUUUUAUUGAUAUUCUUUUAAAUGUACUUGCAAGUUCACUUUUUUGUAUGCAAAUUAGCUUACAUAUCUUAAUGCAUCUCAUAUUGAGGUGACUUCUUCUCACCUUCCCAAAAUAUCCUUUGGGAAUAAGUCAAAUAAAUUAUCCUCUAUAUAAUAGCAGUUCUCAGACUUUUUGGACUGAUACCUUUCCAGCUAAAAU
Messenger RNA from Pseudopipra pipra, 7387 nucleotides. Its product is annotated as cell surface glycoprotein CD200 receptor 1-A-like. Gene Ontology annotation, biological process: regulation of neuroinflammatory response. Bases 4475 to 5386 code for a protein of 303 amino acids. Gene Ontology annotation, molecular function: signaling receptor activity. The transcript is spliced from 6 exons. Gene Ontology annotation, cellular component: external side of plasma membrane. NCBI's taxonomy places the organism in Eukaryota, Metazoa, Chordata, Aves, Passeriformes, Pipridae. The record is from RefSeq and is a predicted model, not a curated record.